Messenger RNA from Mycena citricolor, 974 nucleotides. The record is from the annotation of a GenBank genome assembly. NCBI's taxonomy places the organism in Eukaryota, Fungi, Basidiomycota, Agaricomycetes, Agaricales, Mycenaceae.
CAUGUCUCCCGCUGAGAUCAUGGCCGCCGCCCAGCCAUCGCAACCUCUCUUUUUCCAACUGUACAAACACUCGGAUGACGCUACUGCCGAAAAGCGUGUGCGAGAAGUCGAAAGACUCGGUUACAAGGCGAUCUUCCUGACCGUCGACGCUGUGGUGCCAGGAAAUCGAGAGAAAGAUUUGCGCAGCCCGUGGAUUAUGGAGGAUCAGGAGAAAGGGUCUCCGACAUAUUACAAGGAGGGUGUUGUGGACGACGCUCCAUUUUCUUUUGGAACUGCCGGCGCACUGAUCGUCAACGACGAUCGUGACAUGACAUGGGAGAGAACAAUUCCUUGGUUGCGUAAGGUAACCAAAUUACCCAUCGUGAUAAAAGGCAUCCAAUGUGUUGAGGAUGCCGUUCUGGCCGCGGAUGCCGGUGUCGAUGGAAUCCUCUUGUCUAACCAUGGAGGCCGUCAGCUGGAAUUCUCCUUACCGCCUCUCGAGGUCCUGUAUAAGCUGCGAAAGGAGAGGCCCGACGUCUUUUCCAAACUAGAAGUCUACAUUGAUGGUGGCAUCACAAGGGGAACAGAGAUAAUCAAGGCACUGUGCUUGGGGGCAAAAGCUGUCGGAUUGGGACGUCCCUUCCUGUACGCCCAGAGUGCAUACGGAGAGGCUGGUGUGGUGAAGAUUGUUCAGAUACUGGAACGCGAGAUCAAGACCACCAUGAUCGGUCUAGGUGUCAAAAGAGUCAGCGAAUUGAGACCGGAGAUGAUCGAGCGAGUGGAUUGGGAACCUCUUCCCCGAGCGAAACUGUAAUCGAUUUGUCCUGGAGGGAGUUUUAGAGGGAUACGCACGGAUACCACAUUACUUCAUCUCACUAUCUUGCUCAUUUCGAGCUCUCGGAUCAUCUUCUCAAUAUAUGGAAUGUUGAUAGGCCCCUCGAUCCCAGCCACGGGGUCCCACUGUUUUUGUUCAAAAACAGCCCAUUUCCACCUCU